Molecule: messenger RNA, 1783 nt
Organism: Hevea brasiliensis (rubber tree)
Lineage: Eukaryota; Viridiplantae; Streptophyta; Magnoliopsida; Malpighiales; Euphorbiaceae
Product: serine carboxypeptidase-like 40
Exons: 7
Coding region: 1-1554 (517 amino acids)
Biological process (GO): proteolysis
Cellular component (GO): vacuole
Molecular function (GO): serine-type carboxypeptidase activity
Source: RefSeq, a predicted model, not a curated record
AUGGAGAGAAACCCAUGUUUUCUUCUUGUUUUCUUUCUUAUUCUUUCAUGCUUUGUGGCUGAAAGCUAUGGAGCAAAGGAAGGUGAAGUACUCGGAAAAUUCAACAAGGCCAAGUUUAGUGAAAACUCUGGCAUUGAUAAAAGGCCUUUUGAGGUGAUUGAUCUAAGCCAAGAAGAGGAAAUUACAGAUGCGAACAAGCAAAUAGUUGAUACUCUUUUUGGUAUAAAUCUAUCAUCAGUUGGAGGCUCUAAAGAAAAUGAUAGGAUUCAGAGCUUGCCUGGGCAACCUAAGGUGGCAUUUGAACAAUAUGGUGGUUAUAUUACUGUGGAUAAAUCAGCUGGGAGGGCUUAUUAUUAUUAUUUUGUUGAAGCUAAGCAUUCAAAAGAGUCAUUGCCCCUUCUUCUGUGGCUGAAUGGAGGCCCUGGUUGCUCAUCUCUGGCUUAUGGAGCAAUGGAAGAGCUUGGACCAUUUAGAGUACAUAGUGAUGGCAAAACACUUUAUAACAACAAUUUUUCAUGGAAUGAGGCUGCAAAUGUUCUGUUUUUAGAGUCGCCUGCUGGAGUAGGGUUUUCAUACUCUAACAGGACAUCCGAUUAUAAUGACUUUGGAGAUAGAAAAACAGCUGCAGAUAAUUAUUUGUUUUUGAAACAUUGGUUGAAAAGAUUUCCUGAAUAUAAAAGUAGGGACUUGUACAUUUCUGGGGAAAGCUACGCAGGGCAUUACGUGCCUCAACUUGCACAUACCAUUCUUUACCAUAACAAGAAGGCCAACCAGACCAUCAUCAACCUCAAAGGAAUUGCAAUUGGAAAUGCAGUAAUCAAUGACGAAACAGAUAAUCUAGGGAUGUAUGACUACUACGGAAAUCAUGCUUUAACUUCACCAGAAACAGUGCAAAAGAUCCAUCAGUACUGUAAUUUCUCACCUGAUUUUGUCAGCAAGCAGUCCAGAGAGUGCAAUUUAGCUUCUGGCAAAGCCGAUCAUGAUACAGCUGAUAUUGAUAUUUAUAACAUCUACUGGCCUUUGUGCCACAAUGGAAAUCUCACAGCCAAGCCCAAGCAGGCCUCGUUGGCGUAUUUUGAUCCGUGCAGUGACUAUUAUGUGCAAGCUUAUUUCAAUACUCCUGAGGUCCAAGAAGCCAUGCAUGCCAAUGUCACUAAGCUUAAUCAUGAUUGGGAACCUUGCAGUGAUAUAUUGGGUAGUUGGAAGGAUAGCCCAUCAACCGUUAUUCCCUUACUACAGGAAUUCAUGGCAAAUGGAUUAAGAGUUUGGAUAUACAGUGGUGAUACAGAUGGAAGGGUACCUGUAACUUCUACACAGUACUCAAUUGCAAAAAUGAAACUUCCCACAAAAACUGAAUGGUAUCCAUGGUACCUUAACGGGGAGGUUGGUGGGUACUCGCAGGUGUAUCAAGGGGACUUGACAUUUGUUACAGUAAGAGGUGCUGGACAUCAAGUACCAUCAUACCAGCCUGAAAGAUCACUUUCAAUGAUUAAACACUUCCUUUCUGGCAAUCCCCUCCCAAAGGUAGUUCAUCAUGGCGGCCAUUUGCCAUAGUGGGUCUUCAACAGUGCACAAAACUCUGAGAUGACAGUAGUGUAACUUUUAAAGAAGAAAAAAGAAAAAUUUGCGUGAAGCCAUCUAAAUUAUGCUUUCUCUACUUGUAUUUGCAUUUCAUUGUUUUACAAUGAACUACAAUAGCCAUGUUAGGCUUAAGGUGAUCGGAUUCAUUGUUAUGUAAAUGAUAAUGUGUCUUUCAUAUGAAAAAGAAAAGAGAAGAAAAAUA